Aplysia californica (California sea hare) is the source of this 4385-nucleotide messenger RNA. RefSeq names its product leucine-rich repeat-containing protein 27. The record is from RefSeq and is a predicted model, not a curated record. The coding region runs from base 151 to 1758 and encodes 535 amino acids. The transcript is spliced from 11 exons. Gene Ontology annotation, molecular function: protein binding. NCBI's taxonomy places the organism in Eukaryota, Metazoa, Mollusca, Gastropoda, Aplysiida, Aplysiidae.
AGUCGUCAUAGCGAUUGUCUCAACUUGCAUGGCGGCGAACGCUGGUUUCAAAAUGGCGAAUUGUGACUAGGCCCCAGAACACCCAGACCUGUGAUACAAGAAACAUCGAAACUACAAUUCCCUAGCCUAUUAUGUUCUGAUUUCAGAAUAAUGGCAGCAGAAACUGUUGGGGUAGGGGACCCCGAGGGAGAAACUGAGGAUGCUACUUUAGAAUCUAAUUUUAACCUGAGCAGAGAAGCGAGUGAUGUGGAUGAUGCUGAGCUUUAUCCACUGAUGAAUGGCACUGGUGCCGGUUCUGAUGACGGCGAAACGCCAGCUGACGUUCCUUUUGCAAAGACAAAGCGGGAAGAAGAAAUGAUUCUUCAACUCAUUGCAAAUACUAAAGUUAUGAAGUCCACAUCUCUUGAUCUCAGUCAAAAAAAUCUUCAAACUUUACCCGAUGAGCUUCUUGAAUUGUCUCACAUUGAGUAUAUGUACUUGGAAGGAAACGACAUCGCAUUUCUACCAGAUGAGUUUUUCAAGUUUUUUUCUCGCUUGAGAUGGUUGGACUUGAGGAACAAUCAGUUGUCACGGAUUCCUUCCAUAUUCCUGUCAAACCAUGCCUGUCUUCGUAACCUCCUGCUAGAAGGCAAUAACCUGCGUAAUCUGCCACUGGAGUUGGGUCUAGUGAAGAGUUUGCAUGGCCUGAAUAUUGCUGGCAACCCCCUGGACUUUCCUCCACAGGAGAUCAUCGACAAGGGAACACAACAUAUUUUGAGCUUCCUCAGAAUGAUGAUGGAUGCCAAAAAUACAGCAAAAAUGGCAGACUUAGAGCUCAACUUAAGCGAAGAAGUGCAUGAUGGGUUUGAGCAGAUCAGCGCCAGCUCUGAUGACUGGAACACCACUGCUAGUAUGAUGGAUCUUGCCAAGAAACGUGAGGGACUCCAUAAAGUUCAGUCUGCAGAGGUUACUCCUUCAGGCGGGGACCACAACCAACUCACAGAAGAAGAGGAAUACAGUCUAGGUGCCAAGUCUGCUGAACUCCACCGGCCAGUUCGGCACUCGGAGAAUAAAUAUAAACACAUACAGAAGUUGAAAAAGGCGGGAGCUCUUGGAGUUGUCGACAAGAAAAAGAAAAAACAAAGCAAGAUGUCCUGGAAGGUGAACCCGUAUCCUAGUCCCCCACCUCAAGAAUAUGCAGCUUUUAGGAUGAAUGAGGAGAAGCAGCUUGCCAGAGUGAAGGAAUUCAGAGAAAAAACAGAUGCAAUAUUGCAAAGGCGGAAGGAUGAUGCAAUGCUAAAGAACUGGCGAGACGAGUCAAAAACUUUGCAACAGAAAAAAUACACCCAGAAUUUGUUACCAGGAAAAGACUAUGAAGUCACUGCCGAACAAGCUCCAUUUGGUGUUGAAAAAGACAGAAUGAAGGUGCUUUCUAAAGAAGAGAGAUUACGGGAUGAUUUGCGGCGGGAAAAAGAGAUAAAAGACCAACGAUCAGUUUCUCCAGCCACUAGACAACGAAUAGAGCAUGAGAAACAAGCCAGAAUUCGAGAUCUGGAGAAGCGCAUUAAGGAACACACUGCUGGAAUGGUUGAGAGAAGAAAGCAGCCAAAAGGAACUCCCCAGCAUGAAAUGGAGAUUGCUCGCCGAGAACUGGAGAUUGCUGAAGAGUUGCAUGGUGAGCUAUUGGAGCGGCGGAGAGAUAUUGAGUAUCGUUUCAAAGCCUUUGAUGCUGAUGUCACUUCCAUUGUCCGACCCAACAAGCAUGCACUAAAGCACUGAGUUUUUUUUAAUUUUGCCUUACUCCAUGAAACAUUGUAUUGUAUUCCCUGCCUAAAAACACCAAUGUGCAGUGGAGCGCUCAUGCUUCUUUUCUUUGGUUUUUCUUUCAAAUAUCAAUGUGAAGCCAAUUGUUUGGCUUUCUAAUUGCUACCUCUGCUCUUUUUUAAAAGAGAAAUAGGUCUACGAAGGGUCCUCUGUGUGAUUCAAAGAAUACUUCAUGAAACAAAUGUGUACAGUUUAGCAGAAUGUUUUUUUGUCAUAGAGUGCAUGUUGGCAGAGAAUGCUGUCUGUAUGUUUAUUUUAUUUAAAAGAGGGGCCUUCUUAUGUUUGAUUUUGGGCAUGGGCAAGGUACAUAAAGUCUACCCCGUGCUUAUGGGUGGAUGGAGAAAAAUCUGAAAAUUGGCUUAAUUUUUCACCAGGGCAAAAUUCUUACAUUGGAGUGACAGUUCAGGCUUUCAUUUAAUUUUAAUUCCUUCAGGGUGUUUAAAAUCAAAGAAACAGUGGUUAAUAUGAAUAAUUUAUGUGAAGCUUUGAAGUUAUCAUAUAUGGCUGCUUUAGAGGUAAGUGAUACUUGUAUAGAUAUCUACAAUCUGCAGAAAAAUGAGGAAUGCAUGUACAUCAUGUAGGCCCUAUAUGUACUUUAUAAAUCAGUUUUACUCUGUGGGUUGCAGGACCUUCUGUCAGCUACACCUGACUGAGAUGUAGCUGCUGACUGUAAAAGAAAUAGAAUACAAGAACGUGCAAAUAAAACCAAAUAACCAGGGUCAUUUUUUUUAAAAAAAUGUGUUCUCCCCAUUGAAGUUCCCAUAACAUAGAUGAUUUGACUGUGUAAAUAAUGAAUUCUCCAGUCUAUUAUAAAUUGAUGUGGUGUGAGCAGUGAUGAUUUCUGAUUAUGUAGGGAUACAGUGUACCUUCUUUAGUCUUGUGUUGAUUUGGUCAUGUUUGGAUGAGAGAAGAGGUUUAAUUGUUGUUGCUAUGCCAGAAUGGGUUUUUUACCUGGAUGAUCUGAUUAAGCCAACAUAGGAAGACACUUGUUGAGAUUUUGGAAUGAAUUGAAUUGUACAUUACUAAGCAUUUUUUUCCUAUAGUUAUCUACUAUUGCUAUUAGGACCCUGAUCUGUCACUUCAGACUACAUCAUAGUAUUGCUAUUUAUCUUUGCCCCUUCCUCUGGGUUUUUUUUCAUUCUUUGUAAAAGCAUUGUUUUCAUUGCCUUUGGGGCUGUCUGUCUCACUUAAUCUUUGUGUGUUUGAAUGUGUGUGUCUGUGAUGGGAAGCUGAUGAGAAAGAAAGGAAAGGAGAAACUUUUAGUGUGAUUGCUAAGCAUACACACAAUACAUGUACCUGUGCAGCUAGUCUGGAAUACAUUCAUGUGUAAAUGGGAUUUGUUGUCCUAACUCAACAGGCCAGGUCAUAAAUAGGCUGGGGAUACACAGGACAUUGAUUGUCUGUGUUGUAAUGAAAAUAUGUUCAGAGAUUUAUAAGUCUUGAACAAAACCCUGAAAUGAAGCUUUAUGAGAUGACAGCAAUAUGGCUAACAACUUUUGUUCACCAAACUUUGGCAGCCAUUUUGUUAGUAAUUUCACUUGUAACAUCAGGCAUAUUUUUAAAUGACACAUAUCUAGACUAGACUUCUAUGCAAUCAAUACUUUUUUUCCAUUAAGCUCAAGAAAAAUACACAAGCUUUAAUUUGACAAUAACUUUAUAACUUUAUUUAUAUAUAUGCUCCAAAAUUGAUGAGCGCCUGAUUCCACCAGGCUGCGAUAUAAGAAUUAGUUUAAGUACUUGAGAAGGGUGCCAAGAACAUGAGCUAAUAUUGGUUUGUGUAGUGUUUGUGUGUGUGUGAUUUGGGGAUUGAAGGGAUUUGAGAGAGAGAAAUUUCUCAAAGAAAGUAUAAGCGAGGAAAUUUGAAUGUCCACAUAAAUUAUUAUCUGGGUUUUGUUUCAAGGAGAAGGGAAGUGUUGAAAGUGACUGGUUAGUCGUGCUCUUAUUUAAACUACCAGUUCCGUUAGUUUUUUGAGGUAUGCAAUUAUAAAAGUGCAGCUAAGAUUCAAGUUAUACUUUUUGUUUCAGUUUAAGUCUCCUUUACACAUCUUUUGACAUACCUGCCAACUUUUCAAAACCAAUAAUUGCAGACUGCCCAUGAAGUAGGUCAAGAUGGUGGGCUAAGUAUCCGCCCUCUAAACCCUUCACGCACAUUUUUCUGCAAUCAAUAAAUUCAAGCUGUUCAAGACAGACUCGCAGCAAAAGAUCUCUCAAAUUGUCUUUUUAUGGGAUUAAUUCUCCUUAUUAUUUGCAAAUCUGAUCUUGAAAGUUCAUAAUUUUUCUUCAGCAUCAGCAAGUCUACGGGGAGCAAUAGUACAAAAGAAAAUGGAGAAUACGUAUUUUUGAAGGCUUCCCAUUUUUACACUAAAACAUACUAAACUUAAUACUCUUUUUACGUACUGGUUGGCAGCUAUGUUUGGAUAACGUAUUGUGAUUUUGUGAACUGAACACUUUAAAUCAACAAUUGUUUCUCCCUUUUUUAAAGGGGGAAAGCUAAGAAUAGGUACAUGACUGGUUUACAUACACAGGUGCUGUAAAUGUCUCUUGAAUUUAAAAUAUAUGGAAUAAAAUAAUCAUACUUCAAA